Molecule: messenger RNA, 698 nt
Organism: Pisolithus orientalis
Lineage: Eukaryota; Fungi; Basidiomycota; Agaricomycetes; Boletales; Pisolithaceae
Product: ribosomal protein L18e/L15P
Exons: 5
Coding region: 1-564 (187 amino acids)
Biological process (GO): translation
Cellular component (GO): ribosome; cytosolic large ribosomal subunit
Molecular function (GO): structural constituent of ribosome; RNA binding
Source: RefSeq, a predicted model, not a curated record
AUGGCUGGUAUCGAUAUCAAGAACCACCACGUCAAGAAAUCCCAGCGUACGGCACCCAAGAGCGAGGAUCCCUACCUCCUCCUGCUCGUCAAGCUCUACCGUUUCUUGGCGCGCCGUACCGAUUCGAAUUUCAACAAGGUGAUCCUCCACCGACUUUUCCUAUCCAAAGUCAACAGGCCCCCGAUUUCGCUCUCGAGAAUCGUCCGGGAGACGACUGCCACUCCGGACUUGGACUCCAAAAUCAUUGUCACAGUAUCCACCGUCACCGACGACGUCCGUCUUACGGAAGUUCCCAAACUGUCGAUCGCUGCUCUGCGCUUCACUCGCGCCGCCAAGGACCGCAUCCUCAAGGCUGGCGGUGAAGCGCUCACCCUUGACCAGCUUGCACUACGCGCACCGACGGGAUCCAACACGGUCCUCUUGAGGGGCAAGAAGAACACCCGUGAGGCUGUCAAACACUUUGGCAUGGGCCCUCACAAGCACAAGAAGCCCUACACCAUCUCCAAGGGCCGCAAAUUCGAGCGCGCCCGUGGUCGCCGAAAGUCUCGUGGUUUCAAGGUAUAAGCAGUUUAAAACCGACGCGGGUCGGAUGGAGAGCACGCCCAGCCGAGUUCCGUCAUAUGCACUAUGGGUAUUUCUACAAAACGCUGUCAUCCACAAUACUUCUUUUGCACUUGUACGCCUCAUCUAUGCAUAUG